CGGAUGUGCAGCCGCAUUUAACAAAAGAAUUAAGGUCAAGUGCUGGCAAGUGACGUAUCAUUGUAACUGGAAUCAGCAUUUCAUCAACAGCUUCUCAGAAUGGAUCUUUCUGGAAAACUCAUCAUUAAGGCCCAACUUGGGCAUGAUUUGCGUCGCAUCCCAAUACAUAAUGAAGAGAUAACGUAUGACGAACUGAUUUUGAUGAUGCAACGUGUCUUCAAACAGUACAUAACUAAGGAAGAUGAGUUAUUAGUGAAAUAUAAAGAUGAAGAUGGCGAUUUCAUUACAAUUGGGGACGAAUCUGAUUUGUCUCUUGCCAUUCAGUCAAGCAAAGUUCUACAAAUUAAAAUUUUCGUAAUAAACAAACCUGAAAUAUCCCAAUGGACUGAUGCGUUUAAAAACAAGAAAAGUGAAGCUAUGCUUUCUGAAUCAGGGGAUCAAACCUCAUUAAUUUUUGAACUUCAACGGCUUGGUAAUCAUAUGCUUAAUUUAGCCGAUCGGCUUGAGAAGACUUUAUCUUCUAAUGGUAAUUGUUCUGGGUUGGGUUCUGUCGGUGUAAUUGCUGCCGACUAUAACCGCCUUGAAAAAUUAGGCAAAACUGAUUCAACACACAAUUUGGAGCGUAACAAUGAAUUCGAUCCACUGUCUAAUAUUCGACUUAGGAAUGUUGCUGCAUCAUCUUCUAACCAACCGACACACCUGCUACAGUCGGCUUCCAGUACUGAUGAUAUCUCGAAAGCGAAACCUCAUGAAAAUCCUACGGUUUCACAACCAAGCAUGCCAUUAAAUAAUGAGAACCUAACAAUAUCUGAAAAAUCUGACAAUCAUGAUUCUGUGGAACUUCAAACACCGUCAACAAAUAAGUGUGACAUGAUCCCUGGUCAGUCAUCUGCAACAUUCAUGCAUUCUAAUGUGUCGGCAAGUUCAUCAUUAUUGCCAAACAGCAAUUCUCCUGUUCCCACUUCAUUACCACCUCAGAGUCAACCAAUUUCAUCAUCUAAUCCGUCUAGUACUCCAGCCUUUUAUCAACAGUCUCUGGGAUAUCCAAGCUAUUCUACAAACCAAUCUGCAAUGCAACCCCCGAUACCGUUAUCAUCGCAGAAUUCACUACAUCCACAACCCCCAAUUCAAAACAGUGAACCUCCUAGGUUGCCAAUGAUGCCGACAUCAACAAUGGCAAUGCCUAUCACACAGCCUUCAAGGCCUCCAAGUUCCACAAAAUUACCACCUAACAUGGGUCCCUAUAUUCGUCAAGGUGGACACUUUCCGAGCACCAACAGACCUGGUAGUAUGGUCGUUGCUCCCCCACAUCCAUCGUCCAACAUCUUCACACCAGUAGUCCCACCGUAUGAUCCGUCCGUUGGCUUGGGACUACCUCAACGAUCAGUUAUGCAACAACCACCUAAUUCUUCAAGUGCUGUGUCACAGGGUCAACAACAGCCUACAUCAAUGAUUUCACAUCAGGGUAUGCCGUAUCCACCGAUUUAUCCCCCGUCAGUCGGCCCUCCCAACCAAAGUAUGAGUUCUACAACCACUCGGCCAUCUGGACCCACCAAUCAAAGCCAACUUGUAUCUGGUCCUUAUAAUCCUCAACAACCUGGCAGCACUCAUAUGCCACCACCACCACCGAGCGCUAUUCAGUCAAAACCAGGUUCUGCCCCCAGUGAAGCUCAAAAUUACUAUACACCAUCUUCAAACCAAUCAUAUGCUAAUUACUGAUAUCCGCUUUUUGCUGUAUAGUGUUAACUACUUCCAGCUUGUCGCUACCGCGUAUUAUCUGGAAUAUCAGCAGUGAUAUAAUUAUUACAAUGUGGGGACUUAUUUGCAAUUUUCUCAUUACCGACUAAUUUGAUUUGACAGUUAUUUUGAAUGAGGAAGAUUUUUCACUCAUUAUGAACUUCCUUUUUGCUUUGGAUGAUUUAAAUAAUACUUUGUCUUGAUUUGGUUACCUGUGUAUUUCGGUUAGUGCUAUAUACAGAACCUUGAACUUGAAUUUUUUGCUUCUAACUUCUAUACAGUAUUUGUAGCAGGUUACUAAAAAUUUUUUCAGAGCAUCUUCAGUAAAUCGUGG
Messenger RNA from Trichobilharzia szidati, 2071 nucleotides. The record is from the annotation of a GenBank genome assembly. Lineage: Eukaryota; Metazoa; Platyhelminthes; Trematoda; Strigeidida; Schistosomatidae.